AUGACCGUCAAAGAUGAGGGAAAUUUUAAUACCGAGGAAGCAGAAUAUUCUGAUCUUUAUCCAAGAAGAAAGAAAAGUCAAAGUAAAAUCAGCACUUGGUUUGAUAAAAUUACCUUAAACGAAAAAAGGGAAAAUUAUCAAAAGUUGCAGUGUGAAAUUAAUGUUUUUCAAUGUAUGAAAAACAAUUAUAGUUUGUCAAAAUACUGCUAGGAAUAAAAAUCGAGUUCAUAGUACAUUGAGUCAUGAAAUGAUACAUAUGUUUGAUUAUUGCCGUAAUAAACUUGACCUACAAAAUUUAAAUCACUUAGCUUGCACAGAAAUAAGAGCAGCUAAUCAAUGUCAUUGUAGUUUUCUUGGUGCAUGGACUCGAGGAACUGCUUCACUUUUCAAUAUUAAAAAAGCACAUCAGAAUUGUGUUAUAGACAAGGCUGUUAGAUCAGUAAUUGCUGUAACGAAUAUAUCGAAAGAGGAAGCAACAAAAGUUGUGAUGCAAGUUUUCAAUAAAUGUUACAAUGAUUUAGAACCAAUUGGAAGACGCCUUCGUCGAAAUUCAUUGGAUAUAGAAAAAGCAUAUUAUGAUGGAAUGUAUUAUGGAUAUAUAGAUUAAUAUAUCUUUUAAAAUGUUAUUGAUUUCAAAAGGUCGUAGUUUUUUAUUGCAUUCUGUACUUUAAAAUAACACACUUAGAAAAUAGUAUUAUUUUGUUAUAUUAUUUAGUACUUGUCUUUAAUGAAACUGAAAAACUGCUACUAUUUUUAUUGUUCUAACUGCAAAAUGCUACAGUUGUAUGUAUUAUAAUUAUGAAACCACAGGUUUAAUGUCAAUAUUUUAUUUUUUAUAAAAAUUUUGAGUAUUUUCAUAUAAUAAAACAAAGAUAAGAUUUUUGUUGACAAUUUUAUGAAAUAUAUAUAUAUCAUCAGUCAGUUUAGUGAAUUGAGUAAAGAAUUAUUCAUUUGAUUUAAAAGUUUUUGAUCUUUACACGUACAUAGAAUAUUUUGUAUUAAAAGAAUACUAUCUUCUAUUCAAAGAAUGACCUUUCAGUUAGUUAUAUAGCAAAUUGAAAUGUAAGAAAUUUGCAAUUAUAUAAAAGCAGGAGCAUUAUGUAUAUUUGUAAUUUUUACAAAUACUAGAAUUAUAUAGUAGAAAUGAAAAAUUAUAUUAAAUGACCAUACAAUAUAAUUAAUGUUUAAACUGAUACUUCUUAAGUCAUUAAGAGUUAUAGUAAUAUAAUAGCUUUCAAUAUUAUACAAUACUGUUAACAACACAAGUACACACCUUAUAAUUAUCAUCAAAUGUUAUCCAGAACAUCCUCUACAUCCACAAUGGAUACAUUCUACUAUCCUACCUUCUUCAAGUUUGCCUUUAGGUACCCUGCAAAUGCAAUUUGUACCAAA
Molecule: messenger RNA, 1392 nt
Organism: Heterotrigona itama
Lineage: Eukaryota; Metazoa; Arthropoda; Insecta; Hymenoptera; Apidae
Source: the annotation of a GenBank genome assembly